UGUUUGCACUGUGUUUUCUUAGUGCAGGAGUGGUGUUGUGCAGAUUAAAUUUAGAAGCAUAGUGUAAAACGUUUCAAACUCAGUACAUUGCAGAAAACAUCAGGACUCGUUUUCAUUUCGAAACAUUUUGUUUUCUCCUACCUCUGGAAGAAAAUGAAAGUAGUGGCGUUAAUAAGCGGUGGGAAAGACAGCUGCUAUAAUAUGAUGCAGUGUGUGGCAGCUGGGCAUCAGAUUGUAGCUUUGGCCAACCUGAGGCCUGCAGAAAAUGAGAAAGAUGAGUUAGACAGCUAUAUGUAUCAGACUGUGGGUCAUCAAGCUAUAGACUUAUAUGCUGAAGCCAUGGACCUGCCUCUUUAUAGACACACUAUUGUGGGAACAAGUUUGGAUAUUGGAAGAGAGUACAGUGAAUGUGAAGGAGAUGAAGUUGAAGAUCUGUACCACCUCUUGAAACUUGUAAAGGAGAAGGAAGGAGUUGAAGGAGUCUCUGUGGGGGCCAUUCUUUCAGAUUACCAGAGGAUCAGAGUAGAAAAUGUGUGCAAGCGACUUAAUCUUCAGCCUUUAGCUUACCUCUGGCAUCGAAACCAGGAAGAUUUGCUCCAAGAAAUUAUAUUGUCUAACAUCCAAGCCAUAAUCAUCAAAGUUGCAGCUUUUGGUCUUGAUCCUGACAAACAUUUAGGAAAAACACUGGCUCAGAUGGAAUUGUAUCUUAAGCAGCUUUCGACGCAGUAUGGAGUACAUGUCUGUGGUGAAGGUGGGGAGUAUGAAACAUUUACCUUGGAUUGUCCUUUGUUUAAGAAGAAAAUUGUCAUAGAUUCAUCAGAGGCUGUUGUCCAUUCUGCAGAUGCAUUUGCUCCAGUUGGCUACCUUCGGUUUUUGAAGAUGCACGUGGCAGAUAAACCAAAUAAUUCAUCUGCCAGCACCACAGUUACUGGUAGCUGCCCCUGUAUGAAUUAUGUCGGCGAUGUCACAGAGUUUGUUGAAGAUAGUGAGCCAAAGCAAACACCCCAAGUUCAAACUCCCUCAGACCUUUGUAGGGAUACCCUGUGGGACUGCAAGCAGUUUUAUCCUUGUUCUUUAAGAACAAAGCAUGGUUACCUGUGGAUUUGUGGCAUUUCUGGCUCUUCCGUUCACUCUGAAAGAAGAAGCAUUCAAGACCAGACCAAGCAGGCGUUCACAUUGCUACAAGGUGAGGUGGAAGCCAGAGGAUUUGAAUUGAGUGAUAUAGUGCUGGUCCAUCUUUAUGUGAAGAGCAUGAGUGACUUCUGUGCAAUUAACACUUUGUACCAGUCCUAUUUUGACGUGAAUCCUCCUGCAAGAGUAUGUGUUGAAGCUCCCUUGUCUGAUGGAACGCUCCUUCAGAUUGACUGCCUCCUAUACAAGUGCGAAAUAACUGGAGAUGACACCUCUUCACAGCAGAAGCAGGUCAUGCAUGUUCAAAGCAUUUCACACUGGGCCCCUGCUAAUAUAGGACCAUACAGUCAGUCCAUUAAGGUUGGAGAAGCUGUAUUUUGUGCUGGGCAGAUUGCACUUCUGCCAUGCACUAUGCAGCUUGUACAAGGAGGAGUACGAACUGAAGCCACACUUUCUUUCAGUCAUGUUGAGAAGGUUUUAGGUGCUAUGAGUACUGGACUAACAUUGAGUCACGUCCUUCUGGCAAAUUGCUAUGUAACAAACAAGAAGAACAUUGGUCUUGUACAGAAAAUAUGGGAUAACAAGUUAAAAGAGGAAAGUUCAAAGGAUGAAGACUAUGGUGAAGCAGAAAGAAAAUGUGGCCCACUGGUAAUUGCUGUGGUCCCUCAUCUUCCAAGAGGUGCAGCGGUAGAGUUGCAUGUCAUUGCAGCCUGUGAUGAUCCCAGACGGAGGAAAUCCUCUCACAUGACCAAAGAGCUAACACUCGGCAACAUAGAGUAUGAAGUACUAGAGUCCAGUUCAGCAGCUUCUGCCACCAUCUCCUUAUCACUGAGCUUGCCAUCAUCUCCAGACACAGCGUUGAACACAGAGGACAUCAUUAAAGAUAUUUCCGACUCCUUUAACGAAGCUUUGCAUAAGCUAGAUGACAACCUGUCUCCCCUGUGCUUCAGGGCUUUCUAUAAACAAAGCAGCACUGUUGCUAGAUUACUUCUCUCAGGUUUUGUGCAGUCUAUGAAGCAAUCGUCAGAUGAUAGGAGCUCAGCAGUGUCUUUGGUGCCAGUAGAGGAUUUGCCAUUCUCGAGAACUCUGCACAUUGCUUGCUGGUUAAGCAAAUAGCGUGGAAGAGGACAGCUUCACGCGAUUAUGUUUUGCUUAUCACUUUGAUAUACAUGUUUGUUGCUUGAUAAUUUUUUAAUUUUACUACAAUACUUGGUAUCAGUCUAGCUUUUUGGGCACAGCUGGGAUCUGGGAGCAGAUUUCUAACCCAGUGCAACAUGAUAUUUGUCGUAACAUGUCGGGGGUGGUCUCAGAUUGGCCUUUCAAGAAAUGCUGCAGUUAGACUGAUAAUACUUUGUUAUUAGUAACCACCAAUAUUGAUAACAAUACAUGGAAAAUAAUGUAUGUGCUUGAAUUAAUGUCAUUUGUAAAGCAAUUUAGUGUU
Molecule: messenger RNA, 2572 nt
Organism: Polyodon spathula (Mississippi paddlefish)
Lineage: Eukaryota; Metazoa; Chordata; Actinopteri; Acipenseriformes; Polyodontidae
Gene: dph6
Product: diphthamine biosynthesis 6
Exons: 15
Coding region: 154-2247 (697 amino acids)
Biological process (GO): protein histidyl modification to diphthamide
Molecular function (GO): diphthine-ammonia ligase activity
Source: RefSeq, a predicted model, not a curated record